Messenger RNA from Miniopterus natalensis, 3256 nucleotides. RefSeq names its product glutamine--fructose-6-phosphate transaminase 2 (gene GFPT2). Gene Ontology annotation, biological process: protein N-linked glycosylation; carbohydrate derivative biosynthetic process; UDP-N-acetylglucosamine metabolic process. The record is from RefSeq and is a predicted model, not a curated record. Gene Ontology annotation, molecular function: carbohydrate derivative binding; L-glutamine:D-fructose-6-phosphate transaminase (isomerizing) activity. NCBI's taxonomy places the organism in Eukaryota, Metazoa, Chordata, Mammalia, Chiroptera, Miniopteridae.
CUCUGACCUCCGGAUCACUCUUCCCAGGUGUAUUUAGUGCCAGUCAGAGUCCACGUAGGUGGGGACUCCCAGACGUCCGUGACUGGUUGGGUGGUUUUGCUGAUCUUUGCUAUUAUAAGCAUUGCGACAGUGAAAGCCUCAUCUCUUGCAAGCAUGCCCAUGGGAAACUUUUCCUUGGUGGAAUGUCAAGGCCAAGGGUGUGAGGGCCCUUCACCUGCUGCCUGAGUCUUUUGUCACAGAGGAAGGGAUGCCUGCGAUGCCCUCCCAGGAGCAGGAGGGGAGCGUGGCUCUUCCUCUGCGCAGCCUGGAUGCCUCCCGCACUGCCGUCGGUGUCUGCAUGCCCAGACCGUGUUCUCAGCAUGAACCCAGUGUUUAUUAAAAGUGCAGUGUCCCCCUCUUUUAACAGGAAUCUUUGCCUACAUGAACUACAGAGUGCCCCGCACCAGGAAGGAGAUUUUUGAAACCCUCAUCAAGGGCCUGCAGCGGCUGGAGUACAGAGGCUAUGACUCGGCAGGUGUGGCAAUUGAUGGAAAUAAUAACGAAGUCAAAGAAAGACAUAUCCAGCUGGUCAAGAAAAGGGGAAAUGUCAAGGCUCUUGACGAAGAACUUUACAAGCAAGACAGCAUGGACUUAGAGGUGGAAUUUGAGACCCACUUUGGCAUUGCACACACGCGCUGGGCCACCCAUGGGGCUCCCAGUGCUGUCAACAGCCACCCACAGCGAUCAGACAAAGACAAUGAAUUCGUUGUCAUUCACAAUGGGAUCAUCACAAAUUACAAAGACCUGAAGAAAUUUCUGGAAAGCAAAGGAUAUGAGUUUGAGUCAGAAACAGACACGGAGACUAUCGCCAAGCUGAUCAAAUACGUGUUCGACAACAGAGAGUUUGAGGACAUCACAUUUUCAACACUGGUUGAGAGAGUCAUUCAGCAGUUGGAAGGAGCAUUCGCGUUGGUUUUCAAGAGCAUCCACUAUCCCGGAGAAGCUGUUGCCACAAGGAGAGGCAGCCCCCUGCUCAUCGGAGUGCGGAGCAAAUACAAGCUCUCCACAGAACAGAUCCCCAUCCUGUACAUGACAUGCAAUAUUGAGAAUGUGAAGAACAUCUGUAAAUCGAGGAUGCAGAGGCUGGACAGCUCGACCUGCCUUCAUGCCGUGGGCAAUAAAGCUGUGGAAUUCUUCUUUGCUUCCGAUGCAAGUGCUAUCAUAGAACACACCAACCGGGUCAUCUUCCUCGAGGACGAUGACAUUGCUGCAGCGGCUGAUGGGAAGCUCUCCAUUCACCGGGUCAAGCGUUCGGCUAGUGAUGACCCAUCUCGAGCCAUCCAGACCUUGCAGAUGGAACUGCAGCAGAUCAUGAAAGGUAACUUCAGUGCAUUUAUGCAGAAGGAGAUCUUUGAACAGCCAGAAUCAGUUUUCAAUACUAUGAGAGGUCGGGUGAACUUUGAGACCAACACAGUGCUCCUGGGCGGCCUGAAGGCCCACUUGAAGGAGAUUCGGCGGUGCCGACGGCUCAUCGUGAUUGGCUGUGGAACCAGCUACCACGCCGCUGUGGCUACACGGCAGGUUUUGGAGGAACUUACCGAGCUCCCCGUGAUGGUUGAACUUGCUAGCGAUUUCCUGGACAGGAACACGCCGGUGUUCAGGGACGAUGUCUGCUUCUUCAUCAGCCAGUCAGGUGAGACCGCAGACACCCUCCUGGCACUGCGUUACUGUAAGGAGCGCAGGGCCCUGACCGUGGGCGUCACCAACACCGUGGGCAGCUCCAUCUCUCGAGAGACUGACUGCGGUGUCCACAUCAAUGCAGGCCCGGAGGUCGGCGUGGCCAGCACCAAGGCUUACACCAGUCAGUUCAUCUCCCUGGUGAUGUUUGGCCUGAUGAUGUCUGAAGACCGCAUUUCACUACAAGAUAGACGGCGGGAGAUCAUCCAAGGCCUACAGACGUUACCUGAGCUGAUCAAGGAGGUGUUGUCACUGGACCAGAAGAUCCUUGACCUCGCCCAGGAGCUCUACACGCAGAGGUCGCUCCUCGUCAUGGGGCGGGGCUAUAACUACGCCACAUGCCUGGAAGGAGCCCUGAAAAUUAAAGAGAUAACCUACAUGCACUCCGAAGGCAUCCUGGCUGGUGAACUGAAGCAUGGACCCCUGGCGCUGAUCGACAAACAGAUGCCCAUCAUCAUGGUCAUCAUGAAGGACCCUUGCUUUACCAAAUGCCAGAAUGCUCUGCAGCAGAUCACCGCGCGCCAGGGUCGCCCGAUUAUUCUGUGCUCCAAGGACGACACCGAGAGCUCCAAGUUUGCGUAUAAAAUGAUUGAGCUGCCCCACACGGUGGACUGCCUGCAGGGCAUCCUCAGCGUGAUCCCCCUGCAGCUCCUGUCCUUCCACCUGGCUGUUCUCCGAGGAUAUGAUGUUGACUUCCCCAGGAAUCUGGCCAAGUCUGUAACUGUGGAAUGAGAAGAACAUGAGGAGACCAUCACCACGUUUAAUCUGGUUCAAGACUGUCCCAGUGAGGCCAUUCUCAUCUCCUAGAUCCCAGUAGAGCUUGACAGCUUCCACGUGCCUUGUACCCAAGAGCUUUGCUUACGGCAGAUACUGUUUCUCUGUGUCCUGAAGUCGCCAGCGGGGAAGGGACUCAUUGUUUACAUGGGGAUCAGAGCGGACUUUUCCACCACCGUGCAAUAUAUAGCUCUUUUCGAGUAACUGUGAACCUUUUUUAAUCAACACUAGUUAGUUUUAAAAAACAAAAUAUUUAUAAUGACAAUUGUAUAGCUUUUAAGUUAUUUUUCUAGUAUGUGGCUUUCUGUAGCCGCGGUCAUGCCCAGACUGUGCCCACGGCCACCCAGUGCCCCCAGUCUCCUGUCGGGCGGCAUUCAGCUCAGAUGUGAGCACAAGGCACUGCCUCUGACUCUUUUCUCCUUUCCCUUCCUCUCUCGGCUGCUCCUGAAUCCAGUCUCGACGUCAGGGAAGCUUCCCGGGCUUCCCCCGCCUCCUGUAAGCCCUGUUGGAAUCUCAGCUUCCUUCCAUGGUUACCUCCUGUCUAAAUUCCUCCAACUCACCCACUUUCUUUUUCAUCUGACCAUGGUUCUUUUUAAGCACAGGCAGCAUUUUGGUCCUUGCUCUUGCCCAUAGUAAAAAGGCCUGAAAUGUCUCAUGCGAGAGAGUAGUUUCAAGUGGGUUCCCUUGCCCUCUAUUUAAAAGCGUGUACAAUCAAAGAACUAUGCAAUUUUAAGACAAUAAAGACAGUACACAUUUUUGUCCUGUG